Penicillium antarcticum is the source of this 837-nucleotide messenger RNA. Its product is annotated as O-methyltransferase. Lineage: Eukaryota; Fungi; Ascomycota; Eurotiomycetes; Eurotiales; Aspergillaceae. The transcript has 3 exons. The record is from RefSeq and is a predicted model, not a curated record. The coding region runs from base 1 to 837 and encodes 278 amino acids. Gene Ontology annotation, molecular function: O-methyltransferase activity.
AUGGCGACAAACCAGCAGCCGCAUUCCAAGCCCGGGCAGCUCUCUCGGGAACCAGGCAGAGAGCUGAAGCUCCUGCACUACAUCUAUGGCCAGCCAAACCUGGACGAGAUCCGUGGCCAUCCGCAAAAAGUCAUCGAUCUAAUCCACGAGUUCGAAAAGGAAUACCACUUCAUGAAUGUCGGGCCUGAGAAGGGCGAAAUCGUCACCAGGCUCAUAGACGAGCUCAAGCCCAAGACCAUGAUCGAACUCGGCUGCUACGUAGGCUACUCAGCAAUCCUGUUCGGCGACGCAGUCCGUCGCAACGGCGGCGAACGCUACCUAAGUCUAGAACUGAACCCGGAGUUCGCAGCCAUUGCCAACAUGCUCGUCGAGCUAGCAGGACUGCGCGACUUUGUGCGCAUAAUCGUCGGCCGCAGCGAUGUAUCCCUGCAUAAGUUGAUCACCUCGGGCGAUGUGAAGAAAAUCGAGCUUCUCUUCAUCGACCACUACAAGCCGGCAUACACUACUGACGUCAAACUGUGCGAGCAUUUCGGGGCAAUCGUCCCCGGCUCAGUGCUGGCCGCAGACAAUGUCAUUUACCCAGGGAACCCGCCAUAUCUGGAAUUCGUCCGCAGUACAGUGGCACAGAAGCGAGAGAAGGCCAAGGCUGGACCUUCCAAGGGAUAUGACACCACCGGUAUGGCCGAGCGCACGGUGCAGUCAUUUGUGGGCAGAGACGAUGUGCCCACUUUCGACUUUGUCGGGAACCCGAACUUGGUGUACCAGAGCGAGUUCUGUCAGCCUGAGGGUUUGGGGGACGCCAUUGAGGUCACGAGAUGUGUUGGAGUGGAGGAAUGA